Molecule: messenger RNA, 2501 nt
Organism: Sorex fumeus (smoky shrew)
Lineage: Eukaryota; Metazoa; Chordata; Mammalia; Eulipotyphla; Soricidae
Gene: PPM1L
Product: protein phosphatase, Mg2+/Mn2+ dependent 1L
Exons: 4
Coding region: 774-1856 (360 amino acids)
Biological process (GO): protein dephosphorylation
Molecular function (GO): protein serine/threonine phosphatase activity; cation binding
Source: RefSeq, a predicted model, not a curated record
GGGCGGGGCGAGCGGGGCGCGCCGAGGCGACGCGGCCACGAGCCCGGAGGUGCGGGGAGACCGAGGCGGGCAGAGCCGGGCCGGCCGCCUGCGGCUCAGCGCCCUCCGAGCGACGUCGCCGAGCUCCGGGGACCGCCGCCUCUGCCCCCGCGCCGGGAAAACUUUUUAUUUUCUGCCCCUCCUGCCCGGGGAGGGUGUAUGCGAGGAUCGGAGCGGUCGGUCGGCUCCGGGAAGCCCCUGCAGCGGCGACUCCCGGGGACGGGCGGAGCGAGCGGCCGGGCUCUCGCGCGCGUCUCCUUACCUGCCCCUCGCUCCCCCGAGCGGCCGAAGGGCCCGGGCCGCGCGGGUGCCAGCGCCCGGGAACUCUCCCCGCCGCCGCGCCACCGCCGCCUGGACGCAACUUCAACUUGAUUGUUCUCGCGCAGCCCGGGCACCCGCGGCGGCUGCUGCUGCCGCCGCCGCCGCCUCCCCAGUCGCCUUACAAAGGGACGCCGGGGAAAGAGGCGACAGAGGCGGCGGGCACCGGCGCCAGCGCGCGGGGCGCGGGCCUUCCAGCGGGCGGGCAGACAAAAGGGAAAAGCUGCCUCCGCGCCCCGAGCCCCGAGCGGACCCGCCGCCGCCGCUGGCCCCCCGGCCGGCUCCGCGCGCUGCCCCCUCGGCUGCCCGGCGCUGCUCCGCCUCCCGCCCGGCGGGCUGUCCCCGCAGUGCUCCGGGAUCCGGCGAGCCUUCGGGGCGCGCCUCGCUGCUGCUGGUUGAGUCUCCCGCGAUAAUAAAUGAUAGAGGAUACAAUGACUUUGCUGUCUCUGCUGGGUCGCAUCAUGCGCUACUUCUUGCUGAGACCCGAGACGCUCUUCCUGCUGUGCAUCAGCUUGGCGCUGUGGAGUUACUUCUUUCACACGGACGAGGUGAAGACCAUCGUCAAGUCCAGCCGGGACGCGGUGAAGAUGGUGAAGGGCAAGGUGGCCGAGAUCAUGCAGAAUGAUCGGCUGGGGGGGCUCGACGUGCUGGAGGCCGAGUUCUCCAAGACCUGGGAGUUCAAGAGCCACAACGUGGCGGUGUACUCCAUCCAGGGCCGGAGGGACCACAUGGAGGACCGCUUCGAAGUUCUCACCGACCUCGUCAACAAGACGCACCCAUCCAUCUUUGGCAUCUUCGACGGGCACGGGGGCGAGACUGCAGCUGAAUAUGUAAAAUCUCGACUCCCAGAAGCCCUUAAACAGCAUCUUCAGGACUACGAGAGAGACAAAGAAAACAGUGUGUUGUCUUACCAGACCAUCCUUGAACAGCAGAUUCUGUCAAUUGACCGAGAAAUGCUAGAAAAAUUGACUGUAUCCUAUGAUGAAGCAGGUACAACGUGUUUGAUCGCCCUUCUCUCAGACAAAGACCUGACUGUGGCCAACGUGGGCGACUCUCGCGGUGUCCUGUGUGACAAGGAUGGGAACGCCAUUCCCUUAUCCCAUGAUCACAAGCCUUACCAACUGAAGGAAAGAAAGCGGAUAAAGAAAGCUGGUGGUUUCAUCAGUUUCAACGGCUCCUGGAGAGUCCAGGGAAUCCUGGCCAUGUCUCGGUCCCUGGGGGAUUAUCCCCUGAAAAAUCUCAAUGUGGUCAUCCCAGACCCAGAUAUCCUAACCUUUGACCUAGACAAGCUCCAGCCUGAGUUCAUGAUCUUGGCAUCAGAUGGCCUCUGGGAUGCUUUCAGCAACGAGGAAGCUGUUCGAUUCAUCAAGGAGCGUUUGGAUGAACCUCACUUUGGAGCCAAGAGCAUAGUUUUACAGUCGUUUUACAGAGGCUGCCCUGACAACAUAACAGUAAUGGUGGUGAAAUUCAGGAAUAGCAGCAAAACAGAAGAGCAGUAAACCCUUUGGGCUUCAGCUGCCUUUAAUCUAUUAAAGGACUUUCAACCCACUGAUGUCUCAUAAGGUAGUGAAACAAGAGGGAGUUACAAUUAGGAUCAUCCGUCCCAACACGGGAUUCCUCUUCCCUGAUGGUUUUAGGUAGAUACCCGGUGAGGAACGGAGUACUCCUGGUCAUUGUAGCCGAGAGGCUGCAAAAAUGGUUUCUUCGUGUUUUCCCAACUCUUUCAUCCAAUGUUCAAAAUAGAUAGACAAUAUAGCUGUAGACUCAUAUGUACGAGGUGAACCACAUAUGUGCCAUAUAUUCUCCCUGUUAAGAUUCUUUGCAAGAUCCCAUAAGGACAGGCUCUGACAGCUGCAGGAGACAGACCACAGAGCCAGGGCUGACGGGACAGCUCCCAGUGCCAAGUGGCACAGCUGUCCCAAGAAUGCUUUGUCCUCCUGAGCUCAGGUUUCUGCUCAGCAACAGCCCAGAAAUAGAUCUGGAAUGGUUUAGUAUUCUGUGACUGCUCUGGAAACCCAAGGGAAGGAGAGGAUGAUGGCCGCCACCGUAGCAGAAACAACGUUUCCCCCUCUCGCCCUUUAUGAAUUAGAUCGACUUUGUGUCCCACCUCGCCUGUCUUCAUGCUUUUGUCCUGAUCAUGUGGG